AUGUUCUCCAAGAAGCCGCACGGGGACGUGAAGAAGUCUACCCAGAAGGUGCUGGACACCAAGAAGGACGCGCUGACCCGCCUCAAGCACCUGCGCAUCGUCAUUGAGAAUGCAGAAUCCAUUGAUCUUAAACAGUUUUUUGACCAACAUUUUUCACAUAUAUAUUAUGUGUUUUUUGAGAAUUUUGUUACUAUUGAAGCUAGUCUUAAACAGAAAGGUCACAAGUCUCAAAGGGAGGAAUUGGAUGCUAUACUUUUUAUUUUUGAGAAAAUUUUACAACUUCUUCCAGAAAGAAUUCAUCAGCGAUGGCAGUUUCAUAGUAUUGGAUUGAUUUUAAAGAAACUAUUACACACAGGAAACUCCUUGAAGAUUAGGCGGGAAGGUGUUCGGCUUUUCUUAUUAUGGUUGCAAGCUCUUCAGAAUAACUGUAGCAAAGAACAGCUUUGGAUGUUUUCAUGCUUAAUCCCUGGAUUUUCAGCACCACAGUCUGAAUAUGGACCUCGAACUUUAGAUAACCUCAUUAAUCCUCCACUCAACCUACAAGAAACUCAAGUCACUAUAGAGGAAAUCACUCCACUUGUCCCCCCACAAUCAGGAGAUAAAGGACAAGAAGAUCUUACAAGCUAUUUUCUUGAAGCACUUUUAAAAUAUAUAGUAAUUCAGGUAAAAAGUUUAGAGUGGAAGAACAAAGAAAACCAAGAAAAAGGAUUUUCAUUUCUGUUUUCACAUUUUAAGAAAUAUUAUUUGCCUUAUAUUUUCCCAAACAUCUGUAAGGAGAAUAGUUUAUAUCAUCCUGUACUUGAUAUCCCACAGAUGAGACCAAAGCCACAUUAUGUCAUGAUAAAGAAGGAUGCUGAAACCAAUGAGGCAAUCUAUUGUACAAAGGAGCCUUUCAUUAAGGCUCGUGUUAUUGUCAUUCGUUGGCUGGUUUCAUUCUGGCUGGAGCCAAAGCCGCAUACAGGACCUCAUAUUCCUGGGAUGGAAGGUGAAGUCUUGCCAAAAAAUAUUCAGAGAGCAGCUGCUAGUUUGGUAUCCAGAGAGGAAAACAAAAAUGAUAAUGCUGAUAAAACAGAUAGAAGUACAGAACCUGAACAGUCUCAUUCCAACACAAGCACUCUCACGGAGCGAGAACCUAGCUCUUCUAGUCUCUGUAGUAUUGAUGAAGAGCAUCUCACAGACAUUGAAAUAGUUCGCCGAGUUUUUUCUUCUAAAAGAAGUAAUGUAAACUUUGUCACAGAGAUAUUUCGUCAGGCAUUUUUAUUACCAAUUUGCGAAGCAGCAGCUAUGAGAAAAGUGGUAAAAGUAUAUCAAGAAUGGAUCCAGCAAGAGGAAAAACCUUUGUUCAUGCAAGAGCCUGAGGAAAUUGUGAUCUCUUCUUCAGACCUUCCAUGCAUUGACAGUGUCACAGACCAUGAUAUUUCAAUGGAAGAAGGAGAAAAAAGAGAAGAGGAAAAUGGGACCAAUGUUGCUGAUCAUGUUCGAAAUUCCACUUGGCCUAAAAAUGGAACCUACCAAGAUAUUCUUCAUAAUGCUUCUGAAGAAGCCAUAGAACAAAACAUACGAGCUGGUGCCCAGGCAGUUUUGCAGGUGUUUAUUAUCAAUUCUUCAAACAUAUUUCUUCUUGAACCUGCAAAUGAGAUAAAAAGUCUUCUGGAUGAGCACACAGAUAUGUGUAAACGAAUUCUUAACAUUUAUCGGUUCAUGGUUGUGCAAGUAUCAAUGGACAAAAAGACUUGGGAACAGAUGCUGCUUGUGUUGCUCAGAGUCACGGAGUCUGUACUGAAGAUGCCAUCACAAGCUUUUCUACAGUUCCAGGGGAAAAAAAACAUGACUUUGGCAGGUCGACUUGCAGGACCACUUUUCCAGACUCUUAUAGUUGCCUGGAUUAAAGCAAAUCUAAAUGUGUACAUCUCUCGGGAACUUUGGGAUGACUUACUCUCAGUAUUGUCAUCAUUGACCUAUUGGGAAGAGUUAGCCACUGAAUGGUCGCUGACUAUGGAGACACUAACUAAAGUUUUAGCUAGAAAUUUGUAUAGUUUGGAUCUCAGUGAUUUACCAUUGGAUAAGCUGAGUGAACAGAAACAAAAAAAGCACAAAGGGAAAGGAGUGGGACAUGAAUUUCAGAAAGUUUCAGUUGACAAGUCAUUUUCUAGAGGAUGGAGUCGCGAUCAGCCUGGCCAAGCCCCAAUGAGGCAGAGAAGUGCAACAACCACUGGUUCCCCAGGCACAGAAAAGGCAAGGAGUAUAGUACGGCAAAAAACUGUUGCCAUGAGAAGCCGAUCCAUUGGUGAAUGUGCUCUGCCAUCGGCCUAUAUACGCAGUGCUAAAAGUGCUCCUGUUCUGAUCCAUACUUCCAAACCCUUCUUGCCUGAUAUUGUUCUCACUCCCCUUUCUGAUGAGCUUUCAGAUAUUGAUGAUGCUCAAAUACUUCCUCGUCCAACUAGAGUCAGACAUUUUUCACAAAGUGAAGACACUGGAAAUGAAGUUUUUGGUGCUUUGAGUGAGGAGCAGCCAUUGCCUCGAAGUAGCAGCACUUCUGACAUCUUGGAACCAUUCACUGUUGAACGAGCCAAAGGUGCAGUUCCUGUCAUUGACAGUUCAUCCCGUCAUGCACCAAGCUUGCAGAGUUCCACAGAGGCUUCUUCAAUAACUAGAUCCACUGAGAGCCACAUCACUGAUACUCAUAGUAGAGAGUCUUCUCUGGAAGUUGGUGAUAGCAUAUAUGACCAUCUCUGUCACUUAAUAGAUCCAGUAGAACUUGCAGAUUCAGCUUUUGAACAAAUCCAGUACAUUGACCUUGAAGGAGAUGAUGAUCUUCUUUCCUCCCUGAAAGAAUAUUUUAAGGAAACCCAAGAAAGUCACAGUAAAAACGAGUUAGAUAAAGAUGCAGCUUCGCAGGAAGUGAUCUCUGUUGCAGUAAAUAAGGAUGAAAGAUCAUCCUCAGAUAAAUUAGAGUACAUAGACCAGGAAAAUAAAUCAGAAAAUACCACCUCUUUUGUUGGAACUCCUGAAAACAUACAAUUUCAAAAAGAACCAAACUCCACUGUCUUCACAAAUAUUAGUGCACCCAACCAGUUAGACAGCUUUACGAAAACAAAAACUUCUGAAAAAUGUAAGCAACUAAACAAUGAUAAACAGUCAUCGGAACCUAGUUCAGGUAGCCCUUGUGAUAAAGAAAAGAGAAAACAUCUGUAUAGACAAACAGCCACAGAAUUAGAUGCCUGUAUAGAUACCACACUAGCUGAAAAGGUUAAGGGUGUGCAAAUUAAUGAAAAAAUCACUGUCCCACAUGUUUUGCAUGCCAAGAAAACUACACUAAAAGCACCUGUUAACCGUAGAAUGCCUCAUGUUACAAGCACUAGCAAGCUUUCUCCAACUAAAAGGAGCUUGUCUGAAACAGUAACUCACAGAGCCAAAAUCAUGAAAAUUGCUACUAAAAAGCGAAAUAGUGUUCAUGUUACUUUUAGACCUUCUACUGAGUCAGUUCAGUUUUAUAAUCCUCUGGAAAACAAAGAGGCUCCAUGGAAGAUGAGACUGCGGAAGCUCAGUGGCUUUAGUGGUAGUAAUAGCAACAUCAGCAACCCCCACACCAGCUCCAACAGUGCUGCAGAGCUAGUAAAACCUGGUGUGUACAGGCCUCUAGAUACAAUUAGUGCAGCAUCAGCAAGCAGUGAAACAAUUAAGGAAAAGACAGAGAUUCCCACCGCCAUAUUACAGAAAGAAGGAAUUGCAACUAAUCAGUUAGGUAGUCGUAGUACUAUUAAGUCAUCAAGUCACGAGGCAGGACUACCGCAGGGCUCCCUGGGUGGCGUUUAUAAAACUGUUGUCCAUGCUCUUUCGAAGCCGAAGGCAAAUGUUUCCCCACAGAGGCAGAACAGAAUGCCACCAGAGGCUCCACUGAGGGAUCUGUACAGUCAUGUAAUGGGCUAUUUUGGAAGGAAAGCUGCAGUCAAUAAAGAGGACAUGAGCACAAAACUGCCUCCUCUUAAUAGUGAUAUUGGCAGCAGCAAUGCUAAUGUUCCUGAUCUGAUGGAUGAGUUUAUAGCAGAACGACUUCGAAGUGGUAAUGCCUCAACUAUGACACGAAGAGGAAGUAGUCCAGGUAGCCUCGAAAUUCCCAAAGACCUCCCUGAUAUUCUAAAUAAGCAAAACCAAAUGCGUCCUAUUGAUGACCCAGGUGUACCCUCAGAAUGGACUUCUCCUGCCAGUGCAGGGAGCAGUGAUCUUAUCAGCUCAGAUAGUCAUUCGGAUUCUUUCAGCGCUUUCCAGUAUGAUGGCCGAAAAUUUGACAAUUUUGGUUUUGGAGCUGAUACUGGGAAUGCAUCCUCUGCUGACAUGGAUUCAGGUUCUGGCCAUUAUCAGAGCGCCGAAGAGCAAGAGGUGGCUAGUCUAACCACACUACACAUCGACUCAGAAACAAGCAGUCUUAAUCAACAAGCUUUCUGUACUGAAGUUGCAACGGUUACUGGUUCAGAAAGUGCCUCUCCAGUCCAUUCAGCUCUGGGAUCCAGGUCACAGACACCUUCUCCUUCCACACUGAAUAUAGAUCACAUGGAACAGAAGGAUCUACAGCUCGAUGAGAAGCUCCACCACUCUGUUCUUCAGACACCAGAUGACCUAGAAAUCAGUGAAUUUCCAUCUGAAUGCUGUAGUGUGAUGGCAGGGGGCACUCUUACAGGAUGGCAUGCUGAUGUUGCUACUGUAAUGUGGCGAAGGAUGCUGGGUAUUUUGGGAGAUGUCAACGCUAUUAUGGAUCCUGAAAUACAUGCUCAAGUUUUUGAUUACCUCUGUGAACUUUGGCAGAAUCUAGCUAAGAUUAGAGAUAAUCUUGGCAUUUCAACUGAUAACCUGACCUCCCCUUCUCCACCGGUUUUAAUUCCUCCACUGAGAAUUCUUACACCUUGGCUUUUUAAGGCAACCAUGUUAACUGAUAAAUAUAAACAAGGUAAAUUACAUGCCUAUAAACUUAUUUGUAAUACAAUGAAAAGAAGACAAGAUGUUUCUCCAAAUAGAGAUUUUCUAACACAUUUCUACAACAUAAUGCAUUGUGGAUUGCUUCAUAUUGAUCAGGAUAUUGUCAAUACAAUCAUCAAGCACUGCUCACCUCAAUUUUUCUCACUUGGUUUGCCUGGUGCAACAAUGCUUAUUAUGGAUUUUAUUGUAGCAGCUGGUAGAGUGGCUUCUUCAGCUUUUCUCAAUGCACCAAGAGUGGAAGCACAAGUUCUUCUGGGAUCUUUGGUUUGCUUUCCCAACUUGUAUUGUGAACUGCCUGCUCUCCAUCCCAACAUCCCUGAUAUAGCUGUGUCUCAAUUUACAGAUGUUAAGGAACUUAUAAUCAAAACUGUGUUAAGCUCUGCAAGAGAUGAGCCCUCUGGUCCUGCACGAUGUGUAGCACUUUGCAGUUUAGGUAUUUGGAUUUGUGAAGAACUAGUCCAUGAGUCUCAUCAUCCUCAAAUUAAGGAAGCUCUGAAUGUAAUUUGUGUUUCCUUAAAGUUUACUAAUAAAACAGUAGCCCAUGUAGCUUGUAACAUGCUUCACAUGCUGGUUCAUUAUGUACCUAGACUUCAGAUUUACCAGCCUGAUUCUCCCUUGAAAAUUAUUCAAAUUCUAAUAGCCACUAUUACCCAUCUUUUGCCAAGUACGGAAGCGUCAUCUUAUGAAAUGGACAAGAGGUUGGUGGUAUCCUUACUUCUGUGUCUUCUGGACUGGAUCAUGGCCUUACCUCUUAAGACACUGCUCCAACCAGUCCAUGCUACAGGAGCAGAAAAUGAUAAAAUAGAAAAAUCUGUUCUUAACUGCAUUUAUAAGGUAUUACAUGGGUGUGUUUAUGGAGCUCAGUGUUUUAGCAAUCCGAGGUAUUUUCCAAUAAGCCUUUCUGAUUUGGCAUCUGUAGAUUAUGAUCCUUUUAUGCAUUUGGAAAGCCUAAAAGAGCCUGAACCUUUGCACUCUCCUGAUUCGGAAAGAUCUUCUAAACUCCAGCCAGUAACAGAAGUGAAAACUCAAAUGCAGCAAGGAUUAAUCUCCAUAGCUGCCCGCACUGUUAUUACACAUCUGGUGAAUCACUUGGGCCAUUAUCCAAUGAGCGGUGGUCCUGCUAUGUUAACAAGUCAGGUGUGUGAGAAUCACGACAAUCAUUACAGUGAAAGCACUGAACUUUCCCCUGAACUCUUCGAGAGUCCAAAUAUUCAGUUUUUUGUGUUAAACAAUACAACCUUAGUGUCCUGUAUCCAGAUCAGAGCUGAAGAGAGUAUACCUGGAGGAGGUUUAUCUGCUGGUCUUGCAUCAGCCAAUUCAAAUGUCAGAAUUAUAGUACGUGAUCUUUCUGGAAAAUAUUCAUGGGAUUCUGCCAUCCUGUAUGGACCACCUCUUGUAAGUGGUCUAUCAGAACCUACAUCUCUCGUACUUUCAUUGUCUCACCAAGAGAAGCCAGAAGAACCUUCUGCAUCUAAUGAAUGCUUAGAAGAUAUAACAGUUAAAGAUGGGAUUUCCCUCCAGUUUAAAAGAAGUUUUAGAGAAACUGUACCAACUUGGGACACAAUCAGAGAUGAAGAAGAUGUUCUUGAUGAGCUUUUGCAGUAUUUAGGUGUAACCAGUCCUGAAUGCUUACAGAGAACUGGAGUAUCACUUAAUAUUCCUGCUCCACAGCCUGUGUGCAUUUCUGAAAAACAGGAGAAUGAUGUUAUUAAUGCUAUCCUUAAGCAGCAUACAGAGGAAAAAGAAUUUGUUGAGAAACACUUUAAUGACUUAAACAUGAAAGCUGCAGAACAAGAUGAACCAACGUCUCAGAAACCUCAGUCAGCAUUUUAUUAUUGCAGAUUGCUUCUUAGUAUAUUGGGAAUGAAUUCCUGGGACAAAAGGAGGAGCUUUCAUCUCCUGAAGAAAAAUGAAAAACUACUUAGAGAACUUAGGAACUUGGACUCAAGACAGUGCCGAGAGACACACAAGAUUGCAGUAUUUUAUGUUGCUGAAGGACAAGAAGACAAACAUUCCAUUCUCACCAAUACAGGAGGAAGUCAAGCAUAUGAAGAUUUUGUAGCUGGUCUUGGUUGGGAGGUAAAUCUUACAAACCAUUGUGGUUUCAUGGGAGGACUACAAAAAAAUAAAAGCACUGGAUUGACCACACCAUAUUUUGCUACCUCUACAGUUGAAGUAAUAUUUCAUGUGUCAACAAGAAUGCCUUCAGAUUCUGAUGACUCUUUGACCAAAAAAUUGAGACAUUUAGGAAAUGAUGAAGUGCACAUUGUUUGGUCAGAGCAUACUAGAGACUACAGGAGAGGAAUUAUUCCUACAGAAUUUGGUGAUGUCCUUAUUGUUAUAUACCCGAUGAAAAACCACAUGUUCAGUAUCCAGAUAAUGAAAAAACCAGAGGUUCCCUUCUUUGGUCCACUCUUUGAUGGUGCUAUUGUGAAUGGAAAGGUCCUACCUAUUAUGGUUCGAGCAACAGCUAUAAAUGCAAGCCGUGCUCUGAAAUCCCUGAUUCCAUUGUAUCAAAACUUCUAUGAGGAGAGAGCACGAUAUCUGCAAACGAUUGUCCAGCACCAUUUAGAGCCAACGACAUUUGAAGAUUUUGCAGCACAGGUUUUUUCUCCAGCUCCCUACCAUCAUUUACCAUCUGAUGCCGAUCAUUAAAUAUCAGUUCUGUUUAUCUGAAG
Molecule: messenger RNA, 7652 nt
Organism: Budorcas taxicolor (takin)
Lineage: Eukaryota; Metazoa; Chordata; Mammalia; Artiodactyla; Bovidae
Gene: RALGAPA1
Product: Ral GTPase activating protein catalytic subunit alpha 1
Exons: 41
Coding region: 1-7629 (2542 amino acids)
Biological process (GO): positive regulation of GTPase activity; regulation of small GTPase mediated signal transduction
Cellular component (GO): cytoplasm; nucleus
Molecular function (GO): GTPase activator activity
Source: RefSeq, a predicted model, not a curated record